GUCACUCCGCCCCGUGCUCUCGGUGAGCGCCGCGGCUGCCGUCGGCUCGAUCCUGAGGGCGCUCACGGCGCUCGCAGCCUCAACACCAACACACCCAGCCUCCUCACCACCACCACUCACACGAACGCGGCCACCAUGGACCCGGCUCGACAGGAGGUGGACGCACAGUCUCUGCGUGACUACGGGCUCCAGAUUCGCUUCAUCGAGGACUUUGCCAACGCGCCGGCUCACAGAGGCGGGGGGAACCCUUUGAGCGAAAUGAAUUCCUCCUCCUCCUACGGCGUGCAGAUCAGCAUCCAGGGCAUCAAGGGCCAGCCCUUUGUGGUGCUCAACUCGAGCGAGCAGCCCGAGGGCGGCCUGCCGGACCCCCCGAAGCUCACACUGCCGGAGCCCAAAACGAAAACCGCCGAGAGCCUCCUGGCCCUCAACUCAAACGGUUCUUCGGUGACCACCGAAGACCCUCUGCACAAGAAAACUGAGUACACGAGGCCAGAAUUCAUGCGGGCGCGAGAACAGGCACGAUCCACAGCACUGAAGGGUCAGAGUUCAAGCCAGAAGCUGAACUUUCAGAAAAAACCUUGGAUCCUUCAGCCGUACAGGCCGGCCGACAAGGCACAAUCAUGUGUGGAUGGGCAAGAGAGGGAGAAAAAUCCAAAAGUCGGGGUGACGCAGCCGGCGGUGAAAGGGGAGGCCAACGGUGUGGGAAGCGCGCUUGCAGGUCAAGCCACAAGAGUCAUCGACAGCGCAAGUGUGCGGGGCCCCCCAUUGCCCGCGGCCGGGAAGACGCAGGAGUUGUGGGGAAGGCGGAGCGGGGACAAACCUCCGGUGACGCGGUCGGUGUCGAGCAUGAGCGAGGAGUCUGGCAGGGCCGGCAGCGACGUGGACAGCCUCGGGCGCUCCAACGCGAGCUCCGCGUCCUCGCGCUCGCGAGCGUCUCCCGAGCGGCCGCCGCUUCGAUCGCCGUCCGAGGACGGCCUCGACGAGCUGCGUGGGGAGAGCGCCAACCGCCACGAGAACCGGCGCUACAUCCCGUUCCGCGCGGGCACGGGCCGCGACAUCGACUCGGGACACAUCCUGUCCAUCGAGGAGCUCAUCGGGCAGUUCGACGAGGCCAGCGCGGCGGUGCGCGGGCGUCCCCGAAGGCGCACAAAGAUCUCGGCAGGCGACCGCGUGCGCUCACGCAGCCUCGAGAACUUCUCGAGCGCUCGGUCUGGCGAGCGGGAGAAUCGGACCGAGAGGAGCCGCGUGGAGCUCGACGGCCCGAGGAGCGGCGUGUGGUGGGGGCAGGCGAGCGCGGGCGGUCACGACCCCCUUCUGGAGCCGCACGCGAAGGUGGCCACCGCCGCCGUGACGAGCUCCAUGCGGCUUACGUUGGCGUCCCGAGCGGAGGCCACCGGCGGCGGCUCCGUCGGCGCCAAGCAGCUCGUGACCACCCCGGACCUGUUGCGCGACCAGACCGACGUUUCCCAGGAGGCCAGCGCCAAGCAGUUCCUGUACAGCGUCCUGCGGGAGGGGAACAGCGAGAGCGCGGAGAGCACCCACCGCAAGGUGAACCUGGUGUUUGAGAAGAUCCAGACCCUGGGCUCGAAGCGCUCGCAGAGCGUGAGCGUGCAGACCGAGCAGGCGUACGUGGCUGUGGCGGAGCUGCACACCGUGCAGGCGGAGCGAGCGCAGCUGCAGCAGCAACUCCGAGAGGUGGGCAGCCGCGCGUCGCACGAGGAGAAGAGCCGUGCGGAUGCACAAGCAGAGCUGGCCAAGCUGGAGGAGAGCCUGGCGGCGGCGCGGAGGGACGCAGACGACAAAGCCCAGGAGGUGCAGCGCUGGCGUGAGCAGCUGGAGCGGGCGGACGCCCGCCUCGCAACAACGCAGCACUCGCUGGAGGAGGUGGAGGGUGAGCGCUCGGCCCUGCAGCGCGAGAUGCGGGACCUGAAGAGCCAGCUGUCGGAAAUGCACGACGAGCUGGACCAGGCCAAGCACUCGGCGGCGGAGCAGGAGGAGAGGAAGACGCUGCUGCAGGAGUUGCAGCGGCUGGGCGAGGUGGAGGAGAGCUUGCGGCGGCGCGAGCGCGAGCUGGCGGCGCUGCGCGCGGUGCUGCGCCAGGAGGUGGAGACGCGCGAGCGCGAGAUGGACGAGCAGCGACAGCGCCACGCCGACUCCGCCAGCAAGGCCCAGCAGAAGCUCGAGGCCUCCGCCCAGCGGGUGCUGGAGCUGGAGGCGAGUGCCGGGGAGUCGGGCCGAGCCCGCUCCGUGGCGGAGCAGCAGGCGCGGCGCGCCGAGGCGGAGCUGUCGGAGCUGCGGCAGGAGCGCGAGAGGCUGCAGGCCGAGCUCCUGCAGCUGAGGCCGGCGCUGGAGGCGGCGCGCAGCGACGAGGACACGUGGAAGGGCCGGCUCGGCCGCCUCGAGGCGGAGCAAGCUCGUAAGGCAGAAGCCCUGGAGAAGGCCGAUGCCCUGGAGGUGGAGAUGGAGGCUGCCCAGCGGACUCUACAGACUCAGCUGGAGGAACUGGAGCGCAAGUGCAGCAGGCUGCAGGCUGAGCAGCAGGAGCUGACUGCACGGCGGCAGAGCUCGGAGCGCCAGCGGGAGGAGCUGAGGCAGGAGCUGGAGCACGAGAGGGAGAAGGCCCAGCAGCAGGAGCGCGCCCUGGAGAGACUCCGCAACGAGCUCUCCGAAUCGAGCGAGACAUCGGCCAGGGCUGUGAAGCUGCGCACCGAGUUUGAGGAGCUGAGGGAGAAGGCUUGGAGGGACUCGGCCGACCUGCAGAGGCUGCUGCAGGAGAAGGCCCAGGCCCUGGAGGUGUCGAUCCAGCACAACACGAGGUUCCAGCAGGAGCUCAAGAAGGUCGAGCGGGACGUGGAGCGCGAGCGUGGCGAGCGGGAGGCGGCCGAGCUGGAGAACCGCCGCCUCGACCGCAGCCUCCAGGACAUGCGCCUGGAACUCAGCUCGGCCGCUCUGCGCAAGGACAACCCGCGGCAGGUCAAGGCCCUCGAGGAGCGGGUGAGCACUCUGCAGGCCGAGCUGGAGGAGGAGAGGGAGAACGUGGAGCUCCUGACAGACAAAGCCGAGUGGGCGAGGGAUCAGUUGCUCACAGAGUUAAGCCCCGACCGCCAGGUGAUGGCGGGGACGACGGCCCCUAAACCCUUCUGCUUCUGA
Molecule: messenger RNA, 3150 nt
Organism: Lethenteron reissneri (Far Eastern brook lamprey)
Lineage: Eukaryota; Metazoa; Chordata; Hyperoartia; Petromyzontiformes; Petromyzontidae
Product: cingulin-like protein 1
Cellular component (GO): bicellular tight junction
Source: RefSeq, a predicted model, not a curated record